Molecule: messenger RNA, 10971 nt
Organism: Stomoxys calcitrans (stable fly)
Lineage: Eukaryota; Metazoa; Arthropoda; Insecta; Diptera; Muscidae
Gene: Drak
Product: death-associated protein kinase related
Exons: 6
Coding region: 1493-4516 (1007 amino acids)
Biological process (GO): protein phosphorylation; intracellular signal transduction; positive regulation of apoptotic process
Cellular component (GO): nucleus
Molecular function (GO): ATP binding; protein serine/threonine kinase activity
Source: RefSeq, a predicted model, not a curated record
AGAGAAUGAGCGUGCUCUACGACGAAGCCGUUCUCCACGAAGUCGACUCAUUUUGAAAAAACCCGUUGAACGCGUUAGAUGUUGUUGCGUUGUCGCUGCGCUGAAACGAAACGAAGAAAAGAAAAAAGAAACGAAACGCGCGUAAGGGCCUAAAAGGAUACGAUAUUUGUGCAAAAUUGUUAUUAUUAAACAAAUGCAAAAUACACAUGCACAUGUGCUAUUUAAACAAAACCUAAAGCUGUUGAAUUGUCAUCGUCGUGGUCAUCGUUGGUUCGUUUGUACGCGCGUGUAAAUGUUUGUGCUUUUUGUUUCUUUGAUGCGCUGGAGAUAAUAAAACAAAAAACGAAUUGUUGCGAGUGUAAAUUAUUAAAAAAAAAGUGUUUGAUGCCGUAUUAAAUGUUGAAAUGGUUUUAUCCAACUGAAUGUGAAAAUACGGCAACAAGAAAUAGUAGUCGCUUGAAAAAGAGUAAUAGAAGUAAAUGAAUGUGAGUGUAAUUAAGAUGGAAACAUAAAGUGCUAACUCAAUAGAAAAUACAAAGGGAAAUCAAAACUAAAAUUUCCUCAAAAAUCUACAAGACCAAUAAAAUAAUUCGUGAGGUUUGCUUGCUCCCUACUCCUUUGUGGCUUUUCUUUGCUUAAGUGCGACUGUCUGUUUGUGGUCUUUCUUUCACAGCAGAAGAAACUUGUUUUUUUCGUUUCAAAAGAAACGUUGAAAGUGAAAAUAUUUCUAUGUGCUUAACUUUUAAACGUGAUUUGAGCAAAAGUAUUUAUUACCCAGAAAACCAUUAAACUAUUCUCAGUUUAUAAAAUAAUAUUUUAUGAUAUUUUACUUUGCACCUUUUCUUCAUUUGUUUUAAAUUAAUUCUUUUGUGAAAUUUUUUUUUCUGUUUCUGUGCGAUAUGCAGUGAAUGUACCGCAGGGUGUGAUUGUGUGCGUGUGUGCCUGUUGUGUUUCUUCUUUUUAAUGCUGUUCUCUUCGUAUUAUUACUACGACUCACACGGCCUGUUGUGACUCCCUACUCCGACUAUGUGCAUCUCUGUCUAACCUCUUUGGGGGAUAUACAUUCAAUAUGACGAGUUAGCAGUCAAAGGCAACAAAAAAUUUAGUAUGAAGUGUAGUACACAAAAACCAAAAACAACAACGACAAAUUUUUGAAUAGCAACGACAAGCAGCCAGGCAGGCAAUGGCAGCAGUUGAUUACAAACACAAACAUGCACACAUUAUUAAAGAAAAUGCCCUGAAAGUGUUUGAAAAGAAAAUCCCUUACAAAAUUAUUUUGUUGUUGUGAAAUUAACAUAAAUCUAAAACCCCAAAAAAGAAAAGUGUGAAGUUAAAUCUUAACUCCCAAAAAAACGUGUUAAAAUACCUUCAGUGGGAUCACCACCACCACCACCACACCACUCCCAUCCUCUUAAGAAUAUUACACAAAAGCUUUUAACAACAAAAUAAAAACCUCCAACAACAACAAGUAAAAUUAAACGAAACAAAAAACAUGUUUGCUGAAGGCAUAUUUCCCAUAGGCGAUGGCCUUUUGGACAUUGAUGAGGAGCGUCUUAAAGGUUUGCUGGUUCCCGAAGAUAUCAACGAAAUCUAUGAGGUGGAACAAACUCCAUUUGCCAGAGGAAAAUUUGCAGCUGUACGCCGUGCAAUACACAAAAAUUCCGGAGUUCAUUUUGCAGCAAAAUUUCUAAAGCGGCGAAGACGUGCCCAGUCUUCAGAUAAAGAAAUCAAACAUGAAAUAGCUGUGCUAAUGUUAUGUAACGAAGCUGAAAAUAUUGUCAAAUUAAAUGCUGUACACGAGUCAAGAUCCGAUACAGCGCUUCUAUUGGAAUUAGCGACUGGCGGUGAAUUGCAAACAUUUCUCGACAAUGAAGAAUGUCUCAAUGAGGGCCAGGCACGCAGUUGCAUGCGUGAAGUACUUAAAGCAUUACAAUUCUUGCACAAACGAUCCAUUGUUCAUUUAGAUUUAAAACCACAAAAUAUCCUGCUUAGUGGAGAACGUGUUGAAGAUGGUCUUAAGUUAUGCGAUUUCGGUAUUUCACGCGUUGUUACCGAGGGUACCAAUGUGCGUGAAAUUGUCGGCACACCCGAUUAUGUUGCACCCGAAGUCUUACAAUACGAACCCCUAUCACUGUCCACCGACAUUUGGUCGGUGGGUGUUUUGACCUAUGUCCUUUUGUCUGGAUUUUCCCCAUUCGGGGGAGAUACCAAACAGGAAACCUUCCUUAAUAUAUCACAAUGUGCACUAACAUUUCCGGAUAAAUUAUUUGGAGGCGUCUCAUCGGCAGCCAUUGAUUUCAUACGCAAAGCAUUGCGAAUAAAGCCAAGUGAUCGCAUGACUGCUGCAGGAUGUCUCGAACACAUUUGGCUUAAAGACGAAUGUAGCAUCGAUAGACAUAUUUUCAAAAGCCAACUCAGCAAUAAGCAGCAAUUGGAACAUGAUGAUGAUGAGGAGUUGGAGUUGGAGGAGGACGACGUGGAUAUUGAUAGCGAUGAACGUGCCAGUAGUAGUGGGGGAGCCAUCGACCAUGAUGUGGAUGUUGCGGAAACAAAGAGAUUGGAACUAAAUCACCAGCCCAACAGCCCCAGCUGUACCAACAUUGCAGUGGAUGAUGAUGAUGAUGAGGUAGUUGUUAAAGCUAAACCCGAAGCUAUAAGUGUAGACAAUUCCGAGGAGGAAGAUGAUCUAUUGACAUCAUCCGAAUCGUCGCACAACAACAAACAUGGCAAAACAAAUGGUUAUGCAGCCACUACCACAAUCACUAAUGGUGUUCAUAUGAAUGGGCAUGCAAAACCCUAUUCAAAUGGUCACACCAUGAGGAAUGGUGGUGGUGGUGGUAUAUCCAAUGGUCACACUACAACAAAUGGUUAUGCUAAAACCCCCAAGGCCAAUGGUUCGGCCAACAAAACUCCCACUUCCCCCACAUCCUCAGGCGGCAGUAGUAAGACUGCCUCAAUACCUACAACCAAAACUACAGUGGUUCAUAAUGUGCCAGCGACAGCAACAAAAGCCAUUACCAUUCCCCUGGGCAGUGUUCAAACACCAAUGGCGAUGGUGCCACCCUCAACAGCAACAUCACAACAGCAACAUUAUGUUGGUACAUUAGUAACAACACCUCAAGAAAUGCAACAUCACCAACCACAACAACAGCAACAACAACAACAAUUUCUACACAUACCCGCUCGACGUCAAUCGUCCGAGUCGAAUAAAGAAAAUACAUUUCUAACCACCAAGAAAAUUGCCCCCUCCCCCCUAAGCUGUGGCAUGAAAAAACCCCAUCUAACAGUUGCACAAUCCAAUACCUCCACAGCAACCAUUGUCAUUAAUCCCAGCAUGGGCAAUGCUCUUGCCAAUAAUAUAGUGGCUACCAUAACCUUGCCCUCGACAGCGGCAAUGGUAUGUUCGAACGUUUCCACCACCUCCUCCUUUUCAUCCUCCUCAACAAUGUCACCCUCUAAUGUCAAUGUUACAAAUGAGAAAUUAAUAAAUGUUAUGCCAUCAUCACAUACUGCCACCAACAAUACUAUGGGUACUACUACAACAGCUACUACAGCCACCAACCACAACAACAAUAAUUCUUUUUUCCCAGAUGCUCCUACUACACCCAAAGUUAUACGCAAGGCACCAAAUUCGGACACAUCUCCCACCUCUGUUAAGGCUUUAGUAAAGAAAUUCCAAUUGGAAGGUGGCGAACAGCCGCUAAGCCCACCUGAAUUUGCCACCAAUGGCUCCAAGCACCAGCAGCAGCAGCAGCAUCAUCAGGCACAGGUCCUGAUGCAGCCACAGCAGGCGCCUCAUGCAGCACUGAAAGCAGUAACAAACGAAACGAAAACGAAAUUCCUCAAUGGCAGUGGUGGCCGAUCAUCUAUGCCAAAAUCUCCUCCUACACUUACGCUUUCCACGGCCAUUAUCAUAAACAAUAAUACCUCCUCGAGAAGAGCCUCCGAGCCCAUAACGGCUAUACACCAUAAUACCAAUAAGAAGCUGGCUUCGUCGGCUCCGGUUUCCCAACCACCAUCUAUGGCCAGCAAUAAUAGUUAUAAAACAAUGUGUGUCUAUUGUAAUUCCUGCAAUGCAGCGGUGGCCAAUAAUGGAUGCAGGCAUCCCACAUCGACAACAACGACAGUACAUGUGGCCUCCCAUAAGAAUGGCACAACAACCACCUCCACCUGUGGUGGCGCCAAUUUCAGCCAGAGCACCAAAUCAUUGAUUAAUGGCAGCAGUAGCAAUGGCAGCCUCACCAGCAGUUCCAGUAACGGCACCACAAUUACCACCUCAUCCUCCAACGCUUUGCUAUUUGGUGGAGGCUCCAAUCAGCAACAACAACAGCAGCAGCAGCAGCAACAGCAUCACCUCUUGAAUUCCCACCACUCGCAUCAUCAUUCACAUAAUCACCAUGCCCAUCACCUUCACCACCACCAUCCGCAUUCCCAUCUGCAUCAUCAUGGGGUGGUGAAAAGUGCCGCUGGCGCCGCCGCAAAUGGUUUGAGCUUAGAUCAGGGUAUUAUUUGUUAGCUAAGGGCCUCUAGGGCGCGAAGGAAUGCCAAAAGUUUCUUUCACCGUUUCUUAUGUUGCAUGUAGUAUAGGGAGAAACCCAUCAAUAAGCCCCCCAACCAUAAACAAAAUAAUAAUAAAAAUAGCCGUAGUAGUACUAGUUAUACGUAUUAUAAUUAUUUAAUAACAAAACGAAAAAAGUAUUUUAGUUACUUUUUAUGUUGUACAGAUGAUGGUGGUGGUGGUGGUGUAGCCUAUGAAGAAUUUGUUUAAGAUGACCAAUGUCCUGCGUGUUAAGUCUUAUUGGGGAAAAAGGAAACGAAAUAAAGGAAACAAAAGAAAUAAAAACGUUCAGCCAAACAGGAAGAGGAGGUAAGAUGUCCUAUAUAUUUAUUAUGUAGGUACUAGCAAGCAAGUUGGUCUAUUUGCAACUUUGGAAACGAAAAGGUUUUUGUCAUUUUCGAUUUAUCUAAACCUUUUUUUUCUUAACCCAAUUUGUACUUUUGGUCUCUAUACGGCUUGAGGUAUCUCAGAUGACAAUAUUUUUUUCGUUUGCUAAUGUAGAUGGAAUUUAUUUUAUACGGAAAAAAUUAAACUUAACUUCCUUUGGGUUUUCUUAUUGUCUCUUAUUGGUUUAAAAGAGGUUCCCUUUCUUUCAAAACUCAUGCAUAGACCAAAACUCAUGCAUAGAUCUAAAUAUAUCAAAUAUAUUUUUUGUGGCUAUAUGUCAAAAUUUCCUACUUACCCUUAAGUUAUAUCGCCAAUUAUGGCAAUUUUGGAUCCCCAAUAUUAGCAAACUGUAAUAUUUUUCCUAAAGUGAAUUGUCGCCAAAUUACAAUCUAUCUUUAACCUUUUUUAAAUUUAAAACUUUCGAAAGAGAGAUUCCCAAACAUAUAAUUUUUUUAAAAGAACAUGUCCCCAAACACAUCUCAAACUUUGGAAAUGUCCCCAAACAUAUAAUUUUUUUAAAAGGACAUGUACCCAAACACUUUCCUAAUAUUCCAUUAUCCUAAUACAAGUAUAUUGUUUGGGCCUACAUGAAAAAAAUUUCUACUUGCCCUUAAAUUAUAUCGCCAAUUAUGGGAAUUUUGGAUCCCCAAUUUUAUCAAAAAAAAUAUUUUCCUAAAGUGAUUUGUCCCUAAAUUAUAAUAUAUUCUUAACCUUUUUUAAACUUAAAACUUUUGAAAGCAAUAUCCCCAAACAUAAUUUUUUUUAAACGUGUCCCCAAAUACGUCUCUCACUUUGGAAAUGUCCCCAAAACCCAAAAACUUCCCUAAAAUUCCAUUAUCCUAAUACUAGUAUAUUGUUUGGGCCUACAUGAAAACAAUUUCACCUUGCCCUAAAAUUAGAUUACCAAUUAUGGCAAGCUUGGAUCCCCAAUAUUAGCGAACAUUAAUAUUUUUCCUAAAUUGAAUUGUCCCUAAAGUAUAAUAUAUCCUUAACCUUUUUUAAACUUAAAACUUUUGAAAGAAAGAUCCCCAAACAUAAUUUUUUUUUUAAACAUGUCCCCAAACACGUUUCUCACUUUAGAAAUGUCCUCAAACAUAUAUUUUUUUAAAAGAAUAUGUCUCCAAACACAUCUCUAAUGUUCCAUUAUCCUAAUACAAGCAUAUUUUUUGAAUCGAUAUAUGGCAAAAAAUUAUUUUAAAGAAACAUGCCCCCAAACACGUCUCUAACUUUGGAAUGUCCCCAAACAUAUAUUUUUUUAAUGACAUGUCCCUAAAUACGUCUCUAACUUUGGAAAUGUCCCCGAACAUUAUUUUUUUUAAUGACAUGUCCCUAAAUACGUCUCUUACUUUGGAAAUGUCCCCAAACAUUAUUUUUCCUAAUAGGAAUUUGUCACCAAAUAGUAAUAUUAUAAAAUAUCUUUACAAUAAUAAAACUGCCCGAAAUCAUGAUUAAGAAAUCAAUCUGCUUUGAAUACAAAUGUGAAAUUAUCGCCGAAAACCAUAUAAAAAAAUAAAUCCCAAUUUUUCCAAAAAGAAAAUGUCCUUAAACUUGUCAUUAACAUGGGAUAUGUUUUAAAAUAUGUGGCAACAAUCUCCCCAAACAUUUGUUUUAAUAAAUAUUUGAAUUAUUUUCCCGAAAGCUAAUUUUCGUCCAAUUGAAUAAUCAACCCGCCUUGAAAAUUCGUACAACAUGUCCUCAAAAUCAGAUUAAAAGAAAUUGUCUCCAAACUCUUUAAAAAUGUAAAUGGUCCCAAAUAUGUCAUUAGUUUGGGAAAUAUCCGCAAACAAAGCAUGUCUUUGGAGUUUAUUUACCCAAAUUGUUAUAUUAGGAAAUAUCUUCAAAAUAAAAAAAACUGUCGUGAAUCAUGAUUAAGAAAUCAAUCUGCUUGGUAUAUAAAUGUGAAAUGUUCCCUAAAAACCAUAAAAAAAACUCCCAAGAAUGUUUUUCAAAAAGGAAAUGUCUUUAAACUUCUCAUUAGUUUCAUAUAUUCUAAAAUCAAUCAAUCACAAAUCAACAAUCUCCUCAAACAUUUUUUUUAAGAAAAUAUUCCCAAGCAUGAAUAUUAUUCCAGAAAGUGAGUUUUCCUCCAAAUAAUAAUCAACCCGCCUUUAAAAUUCAUAUGAAAUGUCCCCAAAAUCAGAUUACUAGAAAAUGUCUUAAAACUUGUCAUCAAUUUGAGCCAAAUCCUUUGUGGCAAGAAUAUCCCCAAAAAAAUUUUUUUUUAAAUAUUCUCAACCAUGAAAAUUUUUCCCGAAAGUGAAUUUUCCUCCAAUUGAAUAAUCAACCGCCUUCAAAAUUCAUAUGAAAUGUCCCCAAAAUCAGAUAAAAAAAAAAAAAAACCCCAAACUCUUUAAAAAAAGUAAAUGGUCCCAAAUAUGUCAUUAAUUUGGGAAAUAUCCCCAAACAAAAAUUAUUUUUGCUGCUUAAUUUGUCUACUUACAGGCAAAAUAUGUUCUUGGAGUAUGUUUACCACACCAUGGUUGGUUUUUUUUAACAGAUAUGGUAACCCCAAAUUAAUAUAACAGCAUAUAAUUCCCCAAUCAGACUAAAAGAAAAUAUCCCCAAACUCUUAAAAAAAAGUAAAUGGGAAAUAUCCCCAAACAAACAUUUUUUUGCUGCUUAAUUUGUCUGCCAGUUGAAUAAUCAACCCGCCUUGAAAAUUCAUAAGAAAUGUCCUCAAAAUCGGAUUUAAAGAAAAUAUCUCCAAAUUCUUUAAAAAAAAUAAGUAAAUGGUCCAAAUAUGUCAUUAACUUGAUUUGCUGCUUAUUGGCAAAACAUAUCCUUGGAGUUUAUUUACCACACCAUGGUUGAUUUUUUAACAGACAUGGUAACCCCAAAUUUAUAUAACAGCUUAUAAUUCCCCAAUCAGAUUAAACGAAAAUAUCCCCAAACUCUUUAAAGAAAAUGUAAAUGAUCCCAAACAUGUCAUUAAUUAGGGAAAUAUCUCCAAACAAAAAUUUGUUUGCUGCCUAUUGGCAAAACAUGUCCUUGGAGUUUAUUUACCACAUCAUGGUUGAUAUUUUUUAACAGAUAUGGUAAUCUCAAAUAAAUAUAACAGCAUAUAUUCCCCCGUUAAACAAAAGCAGCAUAUAUAAAUCGGUAGAAACGUAAACAAAAAAUAAAAAAAGAAGAAUGUUUUGGGUUUAAAAUUAACGUAAAAUGUUCAAGACAGUAAGUUCAUACACUUUAAGCAUAUCUACUUUACCGUAUCAAAUCCUUAAUGAACCCCAAGGCAGCCGGCAGAUUGACCCAAUGGAGUCCUUCGUCGGCAAGGGCUGCCGCCUCAUUGGUCGAUUAAGACAUCCAUUCCAUUAUUUAGUUUGUCAACAGACUCUCAUUGUGACCUAACCUAAUCUAGAGCUUUCAGUGACAUAUUGACAAAAAUAAGAAGUCCAUCCUUUCUUUUCCAGUCAAAGUCAGUCAGAGAAUUCACGCAAUGUUGUUGUUAUUGUUGUAGCCGCAUUUGCAUUUGGAGGUGGCGAUCCUCGUCUAGCUGCUAUAGGUGAGCUAACUCGUUCCGGUCCAUACGACCUAUCGUCGCGGGAAUAUGGCCACUAGUAGUUUAAAGGCGUCAAUAACUUGCCUUGUUAUAACGAGCUUCAUAGGUACUCAGUAUUUAAGCAAGAACCGGUGCCGCCCGGCCUCUCUUUGAGACGCUCCACUCGAUUGUUUGGGACUAUAGUUGCUGCGCGGACUCGACAAAAAAAGGAGGCCCCUUAGCUAUGUCCGUCUAUUUGUCUCUCCGUCCGUCUGUCUGUACACCUGUCCUUGUUAAUUUGUGUACAAACUACAGGUCGCAAUUUUCAUCCGAUCGUCUUCAAAUUUGGUAGUGGCAUGUUUUUCGGCCUCGAGACGAAGCCUAUUGAAAUUAGAAAGAAUCGGUUCAGAUUUGAUUAUAGCUUCCACAUAUAUUUUCGUCCGAUUUGCAUUAAUAAUGCAAUAAAAUGGUCAUUUGUUAACCGAUUUGACAGGAAGGAUUCUCUUAUGACUCUCGAUAUUAAUGGUGAAUAUCGUAGAAAUCUGUUCAGAUUUGGCUAUAGCUCCGAUUUGCAGCAAUACAGCAAUAAUACGGUCAUUUUUUACCUGAUUCUCUGGAAAUUUGUCAGGAAGGAUUUUCUUAUGACUCUCGAUAUAACUAGAGAAUUUCAUAGAAUUCGGUUCAGAUUUGGAUAUAGCUCCCAUAUAUGUGUCCGUCUGAUUUGCAGCAAUACAUCAAUAAAAUGGUCAUUUGUUAAUAGAUUCUCUCGCAUUUUGACAGGAAGGAUUUUUUUAUGAUUCUUGAUGUUACUGGUGAAUUUCAUAGAUGUCGGUUCAGAUUUGGCAAUAGCUCCCAUAUAUAUGUUCGUCCGAUUUGCAGAAAUACAUCAAUAAAAUUGUCAUUUGUUAAACGAUUCUCUCGCAAUUUGGCAGGAAGGAUUUUUUUAUGACUCUCAAUAUUAAUGGUGAAUAUCGAAGAAAUCAGUUCAGAUUUGGAUAUAGCUUCCAUAUAUUAGUCGUUCGAUUUGCUGUAAUAAUGCAAUAAUAUGUUCAUUUGUUAACCGACUCUCUCGAAAUUUGACAGGAAGGAUUUUCUUAUGACUCUUGAUGUUAUGGGUAAAUUUCCUAGAUGUCGGUUCAGAUUUGAAUAUAGCUCCCAUAUAUAUGUUCGUCCGAUUUGCAGUAAUACAUCAAUAAAAUGGUCAUUUGUUAACCGAUUCUCUCGUAAUGUGACAGGAAGGUUUUUUUUUAUGCCCCUCGAUGUUACUGGUGAAUUUUUAAGAAUUCGGUUCAGAUUUGGAUAUAGCUCCCAUAUAUAUGUCCGUCCGAUUUGCAGUAAUUCACCAAUAAAAUGGUCAUUUGUUAAACGAUUCUCUCGAAAUUUGGCAGCAAGAAUUUUCUUAUGACUCGAUGUUACUGGUGAAUUUCAUAGAUGUCGGUUCAGAUUUGGAUAUAGCUCUCAUAUACAUAUAUCGCCCGAUUUUCACUCCUAGACCCACUGCAAAGCGCAUUUAUUGACCAAUCUUCCCAAAAUUUUGUACAACGCUUUCCUCGACGAAUUCCACAAUAUCCAUAAAGUUUGGUCGAAAUCGCUUCAGAUUUAGAUAUAGCUCCCAUGUAUAUGUUAGUCAGAUUUUGGGUAAUUUGUUGUCAUUUAUCAACCGUUGUUCUUACAUUCUGAACAUAUUUGCUUUGCCCAAAAUUUGAUGCAAGAAUUUUAAUAAUCUAUCUGGAUACAUCCACCGAGGUCCAUUAAAAUUGGUUCAGAAUUAUAUGUAGCCCCUCUUUUGUGUUUAUAGGGUAGUUGUAGGGUAUUAUAAAGUCGGCACCGCCCGACUUUUGCCUUUCCUUAUUGGUUUUUUUUGAAACUUUAGCUGGUUUACUAAAGUAAAGGGAAAACAAAAUCUCUUUCUGCAUUAGUAUUUUCCAAAAAGACAAAAAUAACAGAGAUUAAGGGAAUGCGGUCAUCUUAACAAAAACACCAUACUGAAAAGGUUUAAAAAAAAUAUUUUUUUACAGCAUGAGUUAUUUAAAUCUAGUUUUUAGUGUAAAAUAAUUGAAAAAAAAACAAUUGUGUUUCUAAUUAUAAUACAAAAAAUUGAGGAAAGAAAAGAAAACCAGUAUGUACUUGAAAUGACAUAAAUCCCCCCCACAAAAAAAACUCCUCAUCUUUUUCCCAAUACUUUUUCAAAACUUUUUACUAAUUUUAUUUAUAUAGAAAAAAAAGAAUCCUUUUUUUUAUAAAUUCUCCCUUGUGAUUCUUGUGAUUGCUUCUAACCCAAUUUCCUAAAGGUCUCUAUUUUGUGUGAUUCUUCUUGUUUAAUUUUAUUUUUUUUUUUUGCUUUUUUUUAAACCUAAAAAUUAAAACCUUUAAACGAUCUUCAUUUAUAUGUUAGUCUGUCGGCUUUUUUUGUAAUGCUAUCAAAGGCUUUGGCUUAUAAACUUUUAAUAUAUUGAAUGUCUCAUUAUCUACCAUACAUUUCUUUGCGUAAGUAACAUAAUUUUGUUCGUUUCAAAAAACAAAAAAAGAAAAUUUCAACCACAAAACU